AUGUGCCUGGUUGGCGCGACCGAAUCCCACUAUGGGGCCACGACUUUUAUGUUCGUAGUGGAGAACGACCGCAUGUGCCGUGAGUCCGCGGUCUCCGUCGGCGGGGGUGGGCGCGUCUCAGCGAAGGCGAUGCAGAGACCCGUCCCGGCAGCAGUUAUCCAACGGCGUACCAGGCAGAGCCUCGUCUCGACGAUGCCGGCGCAGUGUUUCAUCCGACCAUCCAUCCGGCGGAGUCCGCGGUACGCUGUGCGCUCGGCACAAGUGCACAGCGCCCUCACCUGGUUUAGCCCGCCGGUCGAGACGGUUGCCCGGGGUGUGGCCGCUGAGCAGAGCCCAGCUACGUGGAGCCACAGGUGAGAGUUGGGUGCCAGCAAAUGGACGCUAGGUGUAGUCCCACCUGCAAGCAAGUGAGCGACCACUACGACCGUCACGUGAACCCACCGCUGGUCACCCCUACACCCCGUCCACCACCACCACCACCACCACCACCACCACCACCACCACCACCACCGCCAUCACACAAGAUCGGUUUUCGUAGCAUUUGUGAGUAAUUGUCAUAAUCACCUUCUGUGCCUCCAUCCGACUUUUGUUUUGGAACGGCCUGUAAGGAAUCAUCUCAGAUCGCUUUAAGAAAGGUCUUGCCUGUGUUGCUUAGCCUGAACCUCAGGUGACUGACGAUACUUCGCACACCCUGAUGCCAAAAAAGUAUGGUAUGUUUGAUAUAAAUUCUUUCCACGGAUGGAAGCGAAUAUGGGGAUCCCAGGUUCUUUUGUAAAGAAGGUGAAUACACGAUCUCUGAGACAGUAGGUGUAUUAGUCUGAGCUUUCGGUCUCGUACAGGAGGCCAUCGUCAGAGACUGUGAGAAUGCGACAUCAAAUGAGCAGUUUUUGUAGUCGCAUUCUCACAGUCUCUGACGAUGGCCUCCUGUACGAGACCGAAAGCUCGGACUAAUACACCUACUGUCCCAGCGAUCGUGUGGUCAUCUUCUUUACAUCAAGUCUUAUGAAAUCUUUCCGUUAUGCGUGUAAAUUUGCAUUUGUCAAUGUCCCUUCGGCCGUUUUUUUUAGCGGUGAGGGAAUUUUCCCCUCCGACCCUACUUGCUGAUUUUUUAUCGACCUGUUCCCGUUCCUUUUGGCUUACUACAGCGAGUCGACUCGUCCCAACGACAUUUGUGGCGCACUACAGACUACCAAUAACGCUUCUGCCACCCCAGCUCGUUAACCCUAACAUUUGUGAGAUGAGGCCGGCAGGAAAUCAUCUAGCGAUUGACGACAUUCUCGCCCCACCAACAGUGAUCUCUGUAGGCAGAAUGGCAGUGCGGAGAAAUGACGCCAGCUCUCAAGUUGCGGCUCAUUCGACGGGUUCCGGCCACACAUUCAAAUUUGAAGAGGCCGAAAUUCUCGCAAGAGGUGACAACCGCGUGAGCCGGGAGCUGCUUGAGUCAUGGUUCACUGGCCCCCAGUCUAUUAACAAGUGCAAUGGUCUUCCCAUUCAAUACAGCGUGCUGAGACUUCGUCUAGGCGGAGAAAUUGGCCACGCGGGGAGCGCCCUGAUGAACACUCUUCCCAACACCCGGGUCAGCGCGUCAGAUGGUCGAGCAAUCAUCACACCAACAUCCAACGCACGUGAUGAAAUUGCUGCAAUUAACGAGGCGAAUAUCGACCAUCACGCCACGUGCAAUGAUCCUUGA
Spirometra erinaceieuropaei is the source of this 1690-nucleotide messenger RNA. NCBI's taxonomy places the organism in Eukaryota, Metazoa, Platyhelminthes, Cestoda, Diphyllobothriidea, Diphyllobothriidae. The record is from the annotation of a GenBank genome assembly.